UUGGAAAGGUAUGAGGGGCUCGGCGGGCUCGUGAAAGCGGCGGAAGGGAUCGAAAGUCGCGGAGGCGGGCGGCGCUGGCGUCGCGCGGCGGAUUUUGGGAGGAGACCGCCGCCAUUAAUGACGAAGAGUGACACCUCGCUUAUCUGCCACUCAAACUGACAGCCGACGGCACGGUUUUAAAUCGCCGACUGCGGGCCCGCGACACGAGCAGAUCCGACCGAGGAAGCAGUUUGCUGGCUGCGGCUGUUGGCUGCCGCGAUUGACCGACCGACCGACCGACUGGCCACAGAUGAGAUUGCAACGAGAUUAGCGCGUCGCCACGCCACUGACUGAUGCAGCAGGACUCAGUCGUUGCCAUGGUUACGCCAGCAGGCUACGACCCUCAGCCGCCUCCAUCUCAGGGCAACAGCCAGAUGCAGGGCGGCGUCGGCGGCAACGUGCAGGCGCCGGCGUCGUCGGGCGGCCCCGAGUACGAGCAGGAGCAGGCCAUCUUCGAGGCGGACAAAAGAGCCGUUUACAAGCACCCGUUGUUCCCUCUGCUGGCGCUGCUGUUCGAGCGGUGCGAGCAGGCAACCCAGUCGGCCGAGAGUCCCAACUCGGACAACUUCAACAUGGACAUCCAGGCGUUCGUGCAGCACCAGGAGAGGGACCGCAAGCCGUUUCUUGUCAAUGAUCCAGAGAUCGAUGGACUGAUGAUCAAAGCGAUCCAGGUGCUGCGGAUACACCUGUUGGAGUUGGAGAAGGUGCAGGAGCUGUGCAAGGACUUCUGCAACCGGUACAUCACGUGCCUGAAGGGCAAAAUGCAGAGCGAGAACCUUCUGCGGUCCGACUACGCGUUCGACAACAACAACCUUCCGGGCAGCACCAACAACAACAGCUCGUCGUCGGCCGGCAGCCCGCCGCCGGCGCCGCAGGCCAUGCUGCACGCCUACCACUCGGCGGCGGCGGCGGCGCCGCACCACCAGGCGGCGCCGAUGGGCGGCGUCAUGGCGCACUACCACGCAGCCUCCUCGUCCGCCUACCAGAUGGCGGUGGCGCUGCCGUCCGUCUCGCCGCCCGGAAUGCACCACGGAGGCCCCGGCGGCGUGCUCUCGGGCUCGUCCACCUCGUCGUCGGUGCCCGCGUCGCCCGGCGUCGUCCACGGCAGCACGCCCCUCUCGCAGAUCGGCGCCUCCUCCUGCGCCGCCAACGCCGCGCAGCCACCCUCGGAAAACUCGCUCCUCCAGAACUCGCUGUCGCCUGCGCCGACCUCGCCGGGCUCGAUGGACGACGACGACGACGGCUUCCUCGGCGGCAGCGGCGCCUCCGGCAAAAGCAAAAAGCCCAAGCGCGGUGUUCUUCCCAAGCAUGCCACCUCCAUCAUGCGAUCCUGGCUCUUCCAGCACCUAGUGCACCCGUACCCGACGGAGGACGAGAAGCGGCAGAUUGCGGCGCAGACGAACCUGACGCUGCUGCAGGUGAACAACUGGUUCAUCAACGCGCGGCGGCGCAUCUUACAGCCAAUGCUGGACGCGUCGACGCCGACGGACGCGGCCGUGGCGCCGCACAAAAGCAAAAAGGCAAAAAGCGGCAGCGGCGGCGGCUCGAAGCAGGCCGCGCAGCGCUUUUGGCCCGACUCGAUCGCCAGCCUGCAGCCGCAGCUCGCGCUCAACGGCGCCAUGCAGGUCUCAGAAUCGUCGGUGAUCAGCUCGACGACGGCGUUGAGCAGCGACGAAGAGAGCGACGAGGAGAGCGAGGAGGAGAGCGGCGACGAGGGUUCGAGCGACGACGAGCCGUCCAAGCUGCGCACGCCGGCCGAGUUGGCGCACGACCAAUGACACCAGCCGGAACAGCCCUUCUUCCACCGCAACGCGUAAGAAACAGAAAGAAAAAAGAUACAAAAUUACAAAAGAAAGGCAGUGCAAUCCACGUGUCAGAGAUCUCGAUCGAGUGUGCCAUCGUAAGAAAACAAAAAGAAAAAGAAACGGCGCGCGCUGUAGCCAUAUCCUAACUGCCGUAGCUCAAGUCACCACACAACAGAGGCAAUUAAUUAAUUAAUUAAUUGAAUAAUUGAAUAAAUAAUAAUUCAUAAGCGAAAGGCAUACGGACGCUCCUUUUUCACUCAGUGUGCAGAUUUUCUCGAAAUUUUGUGCUCUUCCUAACAUAACCUGUAUACGUAAAUUAAACCUUGGAAUUAUACACUAUUCGCAGACUAGCGUGUAAAAGACGCACACUUUUUAAAGCCCCAAAACACGGCUGUUCACCACGCGAAAUGAGAAAUUGAAAGGAAAAAAUAAAACAUUGUAAAAAAAUCCUUUAAAGACCCACUGAAACCGCUUUUUUCAUAUUUUAAUCAAUUCCUGAGGUUCGAAAUAGGUAGGAAAAAUAUUUUUUCCUGUUUAAAAAUGUUUUGUGACGCGCGAGCAGAGGUUUAAAGCAAAACGCACGUUGCUUUGGCGCGCAAAACGUUUGAAUCCUUUGGUCGCGUCCCCCCUCUGACGUCACAGCCAUGCUCCGCGCUUAGCUAAGAUGGCAGGCGACGGCAGCGACAUCUGCUGAUACCCAGCAAGAGCAGUGAAAGAAGUUCCAGCAGUCACGUGACUCAAUCCCGACAUCUCAUUGGCGCAUCUCUCUUGGCUUCUCCCCACCACUCUCUCCAAGCAGCGGCAAGCACUCUGGUGCGCAUGUCACAUUCCUCAGUCUUCAGAGUGGGGGUAUUACAAGAGGAGGGAGAAGCGAGAAAUUCGCGUGCCUGAUCUUGGCCAAUGAGAUGGCGGGAUUGGGUCACGAGACUGCUAGAACUGCGUCUGUUUCUCUGAUUUAUACUACAGCUGGAGCUAGCGACAGUGGAGACAUCUGCGCAUACCCAGCAAGAGCAGUGAAGCAAACUAAGUUCCAGCAGUCACGUGACUCAAUCCUGCCAUCUCAUUGGUCAAGAGCAUGCAGGGAGUGUAUGGAAGGGAGUUAGCAAAGAAACUCCUAGCCAAUGAGAUGGCGGAAUUUAGUCACGUGAUUCGCCACUUUCACUAGGCAGAUGUCUCUGCUGUCGCCAGCUCCAGCUGUAGCUGUCACAGCCAUGACGUCAGAGGGUGACGCAUGCGCAUGAGCCAAAUCAACGUGCGUUUCUUGCACGUCAAAACCAUUUUUCAACCAGGAAAAUAUUUUUCCCGCCUAUUUCGACCCUGCGGAAUCGAUCGGAGGGGUCUGUAAAUAAAUUCGAGGAGGUGUAUAGCCGUGCGGGGCGAUAGUUUGUGCGUUUUGAGAGGAGCUAGCCGAUCCUCGAGUCUAAAAUGUAUACGAUUUUGCGAAGCGGGCGGGCGUCGGUCGUGUUUUGCCCACACCACGAUGAAUAAAUAAUAAUAUUUUGCGUUUCAGCAUGAAUAAAAACCUAGUGAUAUUGAAGAGAAGCCAUUUUUUGAGUCAUGUAAAAAGUGCAAAUAAUAAUGAAAAUACGAUGUAUGUCCGCAAGUGCGAUUUUGUUUGGCUCGUCGUGUAGUUUUCGGAAUAUGAGAACAAGUUCCUUUUUGUGUAUACGCGCGUACGUACGUUUCGUGACCAGCAGCUCAAACAAAAUGAAAAAAAAAACAAGAAAACAAGAUGUAUUCUAAGGACGAUGAUACGUAUUUUUACAUUGCGUGUGAAUUGUAUGAUAUUUUACUUUUUUAUUCGCGACAUUUUUGUGUUUGGUUCGGUGAUAUUUUGCGCCCGCAGCAAGCAACCAAGUGCGUGUACUGUACAUACGUGAAUUUUAAGUGCCGAAAAGUGAAAUUUGAUUUCAAAUUUUUAAUAUUAUGAUAUCGUGCCAACUUCCGAGCCUGCGAUUCGAACCGAAUCCAAGUGUAUACGCUGCUGAAGACCUAACGGCGGACAGACCUAAGCGUCCGCCGCUACUAUUAAAUAACAAAAGAUGCGUAAAUUAUUUUUUGCUCUGCUUCUAUUUAACUGAAAUCGACACAAGGAGGUCAGAAUCUCUCUCUAAACCGGCUGCUUUUCCAAAAAUAUUAUGGGUCCUUUAAAAAGACGCCAGUGGCAGCCAUCUUUGCGCAGUGAAAAUUUGAUAAUUCAACAAGACCGUCUUUGACGAGGUUUCUGAGCCCACCAAUCGAUUCCUGAGGGUCGAAUUAGGUAUAGUGGAUAUUUUUUCCGGCCAAAAAGUCAAACGCGACGUGCGAACUUUUUUCCCGCCAAAACAUUU
Molecule: messenger RNA, 4174 nt
Organism: Cloeon dipterum
Lineage: Eukaryota; Metazoa; Arthropoda; Insecta; Ephemeroptera; Baetidae
Product: homeobox protein Meis3-like
Exons: 9
Coding region: 333-1817 (494 amino acids)
Biological process (GO): regulation of transcription by RNA polymerase II
Molecular function (GO): RNA polymerase II cis-regulatory region sequence-specific DNA binding
Source: RefSeq, a predicted model, not a curated record